AUGCACAUUAAGGAGUUUCCAAUCUCUAGCUCCAGGCAUAACCACGAGUCAUUUCGGCGAUUCCAAGAGGUGACCCUUAUACGUCUCCAGGGGAUUGCAGAAAACUACAAUGUUUCUUAUAACAUCAACACCAGAUUCCAGAACCUGACAGAUGAGUAUCACAUCAUGGGUUUGUCUGUCAAUGAGUCUCAGGCAGCAAUGCAAAUGGAUCUGAACCACUUGAAGACCUGGGUAAAGAAGUUUCAGAGAAGAUCUAGGAAGGUGGACUCUAAGCUUCUGGCCUUUGAAAGAUCUUUAAGUGAAAAGAAUAAGCAGAGCUCCCAGGAGAAGAAGGAACAGAAGGAGCAGAACACACGUCUUGCCAACCUUACUGGAACCAUCACACAGGAUAUUAGUGCCCUUCAGGCUAGUCAAAUUCACAUGCAGACAGAAAUCGAGAAACUCCAGAAAAUGAUUCACGGCCAGGGGGCCAGACUGAAGGUGGUAGAAGAGCAGCUACAGGCAGCCUUGCAACGUGCAGCCUUCUCCCCAAGCUCAGUCACCACUGUUCCCCUCCUGCUUCAGCCUCUAAAGGAAAAGAAGCAGCCAAGCCAGCAGAUACUUCAUGCUAAGCACAAACACAGGAAAAAACUCGAGCAGGACAGGCUGGAGUUAGGAACCCAAACAGAAACCCAGAAAUUGUUUCAGAAUUUGAGAAGAUCUCCCCUGGGAGAGAAGAGACCAAAAGUACAAUCUGGCAGACAAACACUUUCCAGGGCAGAUGAGAGUCUGAAGGAGCCACAGCAAUCCCAGGCUUCCCAAAAGACAGCAGAAAUUUGCAAUGUAGGAUCCAUGCUUGUUUUCCCCAACGCUUCUACCGAGAACGUGGUCACCUUCAGCCCUGGUUUCCUUACCGGGCUCCGGGAACUUUCUCUCUGUACCUGGGUCCGCACGGCCACCGGCUACUUGGGUACCCUUGUCUCCUAUGCCACCGAGGAAAACGACAACAAGCUGGUGCUGCACGGCAGGGACUCUCUGGUCUACGGCUCUAUCCACUUUGUGAUAGGAGACCCUGCCUUCCGGGAGCUGCCGGUGGAAAUGCUUCUAGACAGCAGGUGGCACCAUAUGUGUGUGAUAUGGUCUUCCGUCCACGGGAAAUACUGGUUCUACGUGGAUCGAAGGCUAGUGGCCACUGGCUCCAGGUUCAGGGAGGGCUACGAAAUCCCUCCUGGAGGAAGUCUGGUGCUGGGACAGGAGCAGGAUGCGAUGGGGGGAGGAUUCGACAGCUCGGAAGCCUUCGUGGGAAGCCUGGCAGGCCUGGCUGUAUGGGACCGGGUGCUGUCGCCAGGGGAGGUCUCAAGCAUUGCCACUGGAAAGAUGCUCCCUGCCGGCACUCUUUUGACCCUAGCCAAUGCCUCCUCUUUGGAUGGAUUUGUGCAGAAGGUCAUUUGUACCUGCCUGGAACACUGCUCCUAAGACAGUCAACUAAAAGCUGCAAUCGACCGUGCCUUCCUCCACACGAUGGCUUGUCCACCUCCAA
Gracilinanus agilis (Agile Gracile Mouse Opossum) is the source of this 1519-nucleotide messenger RNA. It is a transcript of the gene PTX4, whose product is annotated as pentraxin 4. Bases 1 to 1455 code for a protein of 484 amino acids. The record is from RefSeq and is a predicted model, not a curated record. The transcript has 3 exons. NCBI's taxonomy places the organism in Eukaryota, Metazoa, Chordata, Mammalia, Didelphimorphia, Didelphidae.